AUGGAUAAAGCCAAUGCCGAGUGGGCAAAGGACAUUCCGUGCAAAAACAUCACGAUUUAUGGCUUUUGCAAGUACGAAAAUGAAGGAUGUAUCUUCAACCAUGGAAAAGACACCAACAGCGGUAUAAGCAGUCGACCGGCCCUGAAUAGCAGUCUAAGCAGCAAGUUCAAUGCAAAGACAGCUCCGUCUUUCACGCCUUCAAAGGCUUUGAAUGCCAAAACUAGCUCAUCAACGGCGAUAAAGGCCGAAAAAGUGGCCAAAGCACUGCAAUCCGUCGCAGACCAACAACCGGCAGUUUCGUCGCCGUUGGCUGCGCAGUCGGCCCCAUUUGCGUCCUCUUUCAACCCCUAUGCGGCCAACUUCACACCGGUGGGAUCUGCUGGUGCCGCCGGCGCGUCUUCUCCGCCCUCUUCUGCUCCUGCGCCAGCACACUCAGCGUUUAACCCCUACUCCGCAUCAGGCGGACUUUCCACACCAGGCGACGAGCUGAAUCCAAUGCAAUCCUCAACUGGGUUUAUGUCAGGCUCUCCAGGGCCUUUCGCACAAGAGUCCUCUAAUAGACACACUAAUUUCCCUUCGAUAUAUCCGCCGAGUCAUUCAAUCUUACAAUAUCACCUAUACGCUGCAGACCCACCUCUCCAUUUGAAGCUGCCGCUAAAACCCAACGAACGAUCUCCAGAAAUGCUUUUCAUCCCCAACGACAUCCGUGAGGAAUUGCUGAAGAAGAAUCAGGCUGCACUGCAAGUAUUUCCUUCUGGUGGAAAUUUGCCAGAGAUUGUGGGCGACUACUUCGGCCUAGUUCCACUAGAAUUUCACAACAGAGUUUCGAAGACAGACAGAUACCAGGGUCAUCAAAACUCUCUUUACAAAGUGUUCUCCAAUUUUGAUGGGAAGAUCUACAUAAUGCGUCGAGUCCAUGAUGUCAAAAUACUCGAAACGUCGCAAAUCUCGCAGCCCUUUCAAAAUUGGAAAAAGCUUGUUAAUUGCAACGUCGCAGAAAUUCGCGAUGCAUUCAUAACUCGCGCCUUCAACGAUUCCUCACUGUGUGUGGUGCACGAUUAUUUCCCACAAUCAAGCUCGUUGUAUGAAACGCAUUUCGUCAAUUUCAGCCCGGCUCCGCUUACCCAAGACUUGCUGUGGUCAUAUCUUGUUCAGCUUUGCAGCGCUGUUCAGGCGGCUCAUUCGCUGAAUCUUGCGUUCAACAAUAUCUGCCUUGACAAGGUAAUAGUCACAGGUAGCCCAGGACGCAUCAAGAUCAGCGACUCGUGUGUGCACGAUAUUCUGCAUUUUCAAGAAGACGUUGACAUUGUUCAGCAACAGCAAAAUGACUUCUCGGAUAUGGGAUCUUUGCUGCGAGAUCUGAGCUCCAAAAUUUUAGGUUCCAAUCAUGACGCAACGGCUGUUGAUGCUGCGGAUCAUGAAUUUCGCAAGAUUCUGAACUACUUGCUCGACCCAAGUCCUGCGGGACCCAAAUCGCUGAACAGCCUUCUGCCGAUGUUUGCACACAAAAUACUCUCAGUAACAAGCGCACUUCAAACCUCCGCUGAGUAUACCGAAUCCAUUCUGGCUCGGGAGCUGGAAAAUGCACGUCUUUUUAGACUCAUGUGCAAGUUGAAUUUCAUUUUCGGACGCACUGAAUCUCGCAUCGAUAUCAAUUGGUCCGAGGCUGGCGAUAAGUUUCCUAUAAUACUAUUCUACGACUACGUUUUCCAUCAAAGUAACGAGUUGGGACGACCUGUCAUGGAUCUUACACACGUUCUAAGGUGCCUUAACAGGUUAGACGCUGGGACAAGCGAGAAACUCAUGCUGGUCACCCCAGAUGAGAUGAAUUGCAUAAUAAUCAGUUACAAGGAGCUCAAAGAUCUGAUAGAUUCGGCUUUUCGAGCAAUGUCGCAAUGA
Lachancea meyersii CBS 8951 is the source of this 1899-nucleotide messenger RNA. The record is from the annotation of a GenBank genome assembly. NCBI's taxonomy places the organism in Eukaryota, Fungi, Ascomycota, Saccharomycetes, Saccharomycetales, Saccharomycetaceae.